This is a messenger RNA of Sabethes cyaneus, 1065 nucleotides long. It is a transcript of the gene cad, whose product is annotated as homeotic protein caudal. The coding region runs from base 1 to 1065 and encodes 354 amino acids. The record is from RefSeq and is a predicted model, not a curated record. The transcript is spliced from 4 exons. Gene Ontology annotation, biological process: embryo development; anterior/posterior axis specification; animal organ morphogenesis. Gene Ontology annotation, molecular function: RNA polymerase II transcription regulatory region sequence-specific DNA binding; DNA-binding transcription factor activity, RNA polymerase II-specific. Gene Ontology annotation, cellular component: nucleus. Lineage: Eukaryota; Metazoa; Arthropoda; Insecta; Diptera; Culicidae.
AUGGUGUCCUACUACAAUCAUUUUGCAAUGUACCCGAAGAACCACGGCGGUAAUCUACCUUACUCGACCGCUGCAGGUAGUUGGUACGCAGGGAACUAUCAGCACCAGCCUCCGCAUCCACAGUUCAUCGGAGAUGGUGAAUCAUCUCCUCAGCCCAUGUUCUACACACAUCCACAUGCAUUUCACCAGCCCAGUCCGGACUGGAGCGGCCACGAAAGUUUCACGACGCCACCUCAGACAGCGUUGAUUCCGCACGGACCAAGUCCCGGCGGGCUACACCUCGGUGGUCAGGGUACGGUAGGCAGUAAUAACCACAACCACGGUGGUGACCAUCUCGGGGAUGGACCGCACUGUAUGCCAUCGCCGCCGAUUACCGUCUCGGGCAGUGAUAUGUCGAGCCCGGGAGCACCGAAUGGAUCUUCGUCACCGCAAAUUACCUCGCGACCUACGCCCGUCAAAAGCCCAUACGAGUGGAUGAAGAAGCAGUCGUACCAGGCGCAACCCAAUCCAGGGGGCCUGAUCAACAUCUGUUCGGCACCGUCCCUGCAAGAUUUCACCUCCGUGGAAUCCGGUGGGAAAACCCGCACAAAGGACAAAUACCGGGUCGUGUACACCGACCAGCAGCGAUUCGAGCUGGAGAAAGAGUUCCACUAUACCCGAUACAUCACCAUCCGACGAAAAACGGAACUGGCUCAGACUCUGCAGCUAUCCGAGCGGCAGGUGAAAAUCUGGUUCCAGAACCGUCGCGCCAAGGAUCGCAAGCAGAAAAAGAAGGCCGAAAACGGUCCGGUCAGCCUAACCGGUCAACAGCUUAUGGUCGCUCACUCGCAGCAUAACGGACCGCAAUCGAUGAGCCUGCUGGUCGAUACGAAACCGAAACUGGAACCGGGUCUACAUCUAUCCCACCUACACCAGAUGAGUGCGAUGAGCAUGGGUAUGGGUUCGAUGGGACUGCAUGCGGCGCACCAUCAUGCGCUGCAUCCACACCUCGGAGUUCCAACGUCACAGCACCUGAGUCAGACUCAUGGCUCGCAAGGCCCGCCGGCCUCGUUAAGCGCAAUGUGA